Messenger RNA from Gigantopelta aegis, 1708 nucleotides. Its product is annotated as nuclear hormone receptor HR96-like. Gene Ontology annotation, molecular function: zinc ion binding; nuclear receptor activity; RNA polymerase II cis-regulatory region sequence-specific DNA binding. The record is from RefSeq and is a predicted model, not a curated record. Bases 268 to 1563 code for a protein of 431 amino acids. The transcript has 7 exons. NCBI's taxonomy places the organism in Eukaryota, Metazoa, Mollusca, Gastropoda, Neomphalida, Peltospiridae. Gene Ontology annotation, biological process: cell differentiation; positive regulation of transcription by RNA polymerase II; negative regulation of transcription by RNA polymerase II.
GAAAGGUGAAGGUGUAGGUCGAUGUUAGUAAUGUAUCGAACAUGACCUAGAUCGGCGUUCAGUGUUCCAGUCAUUGGACAUUCUUCAUGUUAUGAUGUAUUUUAUAUCAUUUAGGGAAAUUACGUUAUGAAGCAAUUUACCACAUGUGUAUAAAGCAGCUCAUCUAAUGUGUUGUUGUCCUGACGGAGUGUGUACCAGUUUCAUGCCUCACCCAUUUCAAAUUAACUGAGACAAAACAGAAGAUUGAGCAAACGGGGAGAUAACUCCAUGGCCUCGUCCGGUGAGGACAGCUGGUCAUGUGAUGUCUCCAUAUCGGCCAAGUACGAUCACGUCGAGCAAACUGCAUCAGAUUUAAAGUUGAAGAAGGAACAGAAACGCCGUCCCAAGCCCAAGGAUGGAACAAUGCUUCUGUGUGUUGUGUGUGGGGACCGUGCCCUCGGCUACAACUUCGAUGUGGUGUCCUGUGAGUCCUGCAAGGCGUUUUUCAGACGAAAUGCCCUCAAAGCAAAGUCGUUCACCUGCAGCUUUGAUGGCAACUGUAAACUCGACUCUCACACACGAAAGUUCUGUUCUGGUUGUCGUCUCAAGAAGUGUCUGUCCAGUGGGAUGAAGAAAGACUGGAUUCUCAGCGACGAGGAGCUGUCGAAGCGUCGCGAGCGGCGGAAGUACCGGUCGCUGAGUGAGCAGGAUGUGUACCCGCAGGUGGUGACGUGCUCCCAGACGAGCUCCAACGAAGUGACCACCAAUUACCACUCCGACGACCAUUCCAGCCCCUCCAGCUCAAACUUGUCUUCGUCGUCGCCGAAACUCGUCUUCGCCAAGACCGAACAGCCCGACGAACAAUACCCAUGCCCCAUGUCAGACGAGAUGCGCGCGAACAUCGAGAACAUGACAGAGGUAUACAGCACGAUCUUUGACGCGCCCUACACCAACACACAGGUCAGCAAGCUGACCACCGAGGACAAGACCACCACCGAGUUGUUCAAUCUGACGGACAUUUUUAUACGACGCUUGAUCAGGUGGUCCAAGCUCCUGCCAGAGUUCAAAGUGCUUUCCCAGGAGGAUCAGAUUAGUCUUUUAAAGGGUGGAAUCAUGGAGAUCUUUGUGCUGCGGUCGGCGAUGGGGUUCGAUGACAACAAACAGCAGUGGAAGUACAAGACGGCCGACGGUCAGAAGAACAGCCUGGACCCGGACGUGAUAAAGAAAUCCAUCAGCAAGGACAUGUACCUAAAACACAUGCACUUCGUGAAGUGUCUGCGCGAGAUGACCCGGAGUGACCGUGUCAUCAUGGUGUUGCUCUUCAUCAUCGAGCUGUUCUCGCCUGACCGCCACGGCCUCGUCAACAAACUGACCGUCUCCCAGGGCCAGGAGAAGUAUUCCAUGUGGCUAAAGGCCUACCUGGAGUCAGUGAAUUCGGUGUUCGAGGCGCACCAGCUCUACCCAAAACUGUUGCUCAUGCUGCGCGAUGUGCGGUCGCUCGGGGAGGAAAGUGCAAUGAUUGCCUCGAAACUGGACAUCGGCAAACUCGACCCCUUGUUACGGGAGGUGUUCAGUAUGAGUUAACACCGUUUUUUUUUAAUUAUGGCACUAAUCAUCAUCCAUUAUUGUUUGUUAGUUUCAUUCAACUUACUGUGCUAGCACAACAACAAUGCUGUACGAGACCCAGAGGUUAUAACUCAGGGUUGUAUAGCAUUGUUGAUGUGCUAGC